AUGUCUUGGGGGGGUUUCAAGAAAUCGAUCAACCGUGCGGGAACGCAGUUUAUGCAGAAGACUGGUCAGCUGGAACGCUCUGAUGACAGUCGUUUCAAAGAAGAAGAGAAUAAAUACCGCGAAUUUGAGAAGCAUGCUACGUCUCUCCUGAAAUGUUCGCGCGAUUAUUUGGAUUCCAUUCGACUGAUGUCUGCCUCGGAAGCACGAAUUGGUGACACGAUUGAAGGCUUCUACCAUGACAAUAGCGAAACAGCUACUAUCGCGAGCUCCUACAAGCGUGCCUUGGAAGAGCUUGACGCGCGCACCGCCAAGGAACUGGAUGCGCCGUACCGUGCUACAGUUUUGGAUCCUAUUAGCAAGAUGUGCAGCUACUUCCCAGAAAUCAACAAGCUCAUUGACAAGCGUGGUCGCAAGCUUCUUGACUAUGAUGCUACGCGUACAAAGUAUAAGAAACAGUCGGAGCGUCCUGGAGAUGAUCCAUCGAAACUUCCUCGCAUGGAAAGAGAACACAACGACGCAAAGCUUGUAUUCGAUGCCAUUGAUGAACAACUGAUGACUGAACUUCCGCAGCUCGUGGAUAUGCGGAUUCCAUACCUUGACCCCUCCCUGGAGAUGAUGAUUCGUGUGCAGAUUAAGUUUGCACAGGAGGGAUAUGAGCAGCUGGGCGGUGUGCAACGAUACUUCCCAGAGCAAGUUCGUAACGACUAUGCUGAGGGUCAACUUGAUGCUCAGGUCGAAGGUGCCUUGCAAGAAAUGCGUGGCCUCUCUAUCUGUGGUAUGAGCCACUAG
This is a messenger RNA of Malassezia pachydermatis, 789 nucleotides long. Its product is annotated as bar-domain-containing protein. The record is from RefSeq and is a predicted model, not a curated record. The coding region runs from base 1 to 789 and encodes 262 amino acids. Lineage: Eukaryota; Fungi; Basidiomycota; Malasseziomycetes; Malasseziales; Malasseziaceae. Gene Ontology annotation, cellular component: Rvs161p-Rvs167p complex; medial cortex; actin cortical patch. The transcript has 4 exons. Gene Ontology annotation, biological process: actin filament organization; endocytosis; plasma membrane tubulation. Gene Ontology annotation, molecular function: lipid binding; protein binding.